AUGGCUACCUUAAUGUCCUCUAUAAAUCCUUCAAAUAAUAAUAUCCCUCACCACCAUCAAUUAGAUAAUAAUAAUACCAAUACCAAUCGUGAUAAUAGCAAUGUUUCUUCGCCACAUUCCAUAUCGAACUAUAAUUCUCCAAUAAUGAAUUCCGCCGGCAGUUCCCUUUCAAUACCUUCUUUGCAAAGCUUGGCUCCUGUGCCACAAGCAUCUCCAUAUACCCAGCAACAGCAACAACAGCAGCAGCAACAACAACAGCAACAACAGCCAUAUUAUUAUUAUGAUACCCAAUCAAUUUCAAGAUCUAACUCAUACCCAUUAGGAGAAAACAAUGCUCAACAAUAUUACUACUACCAAGCUCAACAACAAGUACAACAACCACCUCAAUCUCAAGGAUCUCAAGGUCAAAUUCCUCAACAACUGCAACAACAAUUAUAUUAUAAUCAACAACCAUACAUGGUUCCAUCUUAUUCAACAGGAUAUCCAAAUCAAAGUUAUUAUCCAUCCCAUUAUCUUUAUCAACAACAAAUCAUUUCUCAAUCACCACGUCGUAAAUCUAAACAAUCCACUACAUGGUCUUCUACUGAAGAUAAGUUAUUACGUAACUUGAAAGAAGUUCAAAAAUUAGGAUGGAGAGAGAUUUCUACAUUUUUUGAAGAUCGUACUCCUAAUGCAUGUCAAUUUAGAUGGAGAAGAAUUAUUAGUGGUAUUACUAGUAGUAAAGAAGAAAGUCAAUCUGACGAUCAAGUGAAUGAAGUUGAAAGUGGUUCCAAAUCCGCUUCAGUCUCAGGAGAAUCAUUACUGCUGACUGACUUACAACAGGAACAAGAUCUUAAAAAGAAUGGUAGUACAAAUCAUCAUUCAAUUGAUUUCUUAUUAAAUUAG
Molecule: messenger RNA, 885 nt
Organism: Scheffersomyces coipomensis
Lineage: Eukaryota; Fungi; Ascomycota; Pichiomycetes; Serinales; Debaryomycetaceae
Product: SANT/Myb-like DNA-binding domain-containing protein
Exons: 1
Coding region: 1-885 (294 amino acids)
Source: RefSeq, a predicted model, not a curated record